CUUAUAAAAAAUUGAAUCGUUUGUCAUUUGAAGAGAAUUACUCAACCGAAUAACAUUGUGUUCGUUGCUUUAAAUUCUCUAUAUUUAAGUAAAAGGUCUCACCUUAAUAAUAAUUCGUUUUGUGUAUAGUUCUUCUUAGUUUCAUCAGUGGUUGAAACCACACUAUUUGUAAACUGUGUGAGAUUAUAAGCAGCAAUGGGACUUAAAACAAAUUUUGUUAGCCUGGCCAUCGACGUUCGCGGACACAAUGAGCGAACAACAAAAUGCCAAUGAGACUGUAUCAAUUAUCAAGAGAAGAGACUUGAACGAGGAGACUCCAGUUGAAAGUGCUGUUGUUGCUGUAGACGUGGAACAAAAAUUGACCGACAUUUUUAAACUAACCAUCGAUUGUUUCGAAGAAGUGUUUGACUUUUUGUCGCUGAGAGAUUUGGUAGCUGUGGGUCAAACAUGUAAACGAAUGCAACGAAUUGCCGGUCAUUGUUUUCAACUAAACUACGCAAGCGAAGAAGCACACAUCCGCGAAGAUGGUUUAUACAUUGGCAAUGACAAGAUAGAUUGUUUCAACAAUGCCUCACAAAAAAUCCGGAUUUUGUAUGAUUUAAUAACGGGAUUUUAUGGUUUUAUGACGGAAGACGAUAAAGAGAGAUUUGCUUCACUUAAUCAGAUGAUGCAUUUUCUAAUAUCAACUUCAUUGAAACAUUUAACAUCAAUACAAGGAUUUGCUGUUAUCGGUCUUCAUGUUAAUCAAGAAGAUCAAUCAGAAAUAGAUCGCUUAGACCGAUUGAAAGAAUUCAUGAGUAAAGUUGAAAAUGUGACCCUUUCAAGUAGUGAUGAAAAUGUGGUUGAUGCUUUGCUUCCACAUUGUUCAAAUAUGAAAUGUUUAUGUUUGUGGGAUACUAUUUCAUUUCGAAAUGAAUAUGAAUGGAUGCAUCGAAUUUAUCCAAUGUUAGAUUAUUUGAUAUUGGCGAAUGGAGGCGACGUUCCGGAAGCAAUACCAGCAUUCAAAACUUUCCUUGAGCUAAACACAACAAUCAAGAAACUUGAGGUCAACGCAGAGCUAUUCUGGAAAAAUAGAGCAUUGUUUAAAAGUCUGAACAUCAAAUAUGACACAUUGGUAAUCAAUUAUGAUUUUUACAAAGACAAAUUUGAAUCAUUUAGUCAUUUUCUCAAUGAGCUCCAUGAGUUGGAGUUCUACAGAAAAUUGAGUUUUAUAUCCAACAGUAAGUUUUCGCAAGAGCAUAUCUAUCGGCUGGCUUCGGUAAAAGGAUUAGUCAAAUUUGACGACACCACACAUACGCGAUUGGAAACAAAUAAAAUCAAUGUUGGUUAUUUGAGAAACUUAGAAGAAUUAAAGAUUGGGUAUAGUGCUUUUAUUACUGAUCUGAAGUCACUUCCACAUAUUUUAUCGAAAUUGCAGCGCAUUUAUUUUUUAGCGGUCAUUUCUGACGAUAUUUUACCGUUUAUUUGCCACGCAAAGAAAUUGAACAAAAUUAAAUUUGAAAGACUUAUGAGUGGAUCAUAUUUUGAUGAAGAAACCAAUAUUCUUGAUUUAUUUGAGUUGAAUAAAAUGCGUGAGAAAUUAGUUGGAGCAUGCAAGAUCACGAUCUAUGUCGAGGAAGAUGUGUAUUUGGCAACAAAAUGGGCAGUGAAACAGAUCGAAUUUAAUUUGAUCGAAAUAAAACGAAGCACAAGUUAUGAUUGGUUAAAUUAAGUUUUUCUAGCACUAUUUUAUUUCAAAUUGAACUUUCCAACAAUUCGUAUUUUACCAGAGAUUGGAAACGCUAUUUUUGUGACUCAAAAGAUUCAGAUUGUUUAGAUGACAUUUAAAAUGUCAUUUUUGUGUCAUACAAGAAAUAUUUAUUAAACAAUUAAAAUUAUUUGUCUUCGAAAAAAUCAUUUCUUGACAUUUUUUAAAUGUAUUAACUCAUUAUUUUUAUCUAUUAUUUUUAUCUAUUGAAUGAUUCAUUUGAUUCAUUUGAUCAAAGUUUUAUAAUUCGUGUCCAGCCGUGUCGACCCCCUUGGCUAUGUGGUAGCAAAUAUUCAACCAAUAACGAAGACGCCACCUAGGAUAUUCCAUACUCAAACUGAAUCAAGCGAAAACUGUUAUUUUCA
This is a messenger RNA of Contarinia nasturtii (swede midge), 2112 nucleotides long. RefSeq lists its product as uncharacterized. The record is from RefSeq and is a predicted model, not a curated record. Bases 248 to 1711 code for a protein of 487 amino acids. The transcript has 2 exons. Lineage: Eukaryota; Metazoa; Arthropoda; Insecta; Diptera; Cecidomyiidae. Gene Ontology annotation, molecular function: protein binding.